UGUUCAGUGUUUUAAUGCACUUAUUUUGUGAGCAUAGCUUUUGGAGGUGUAUCAUUUCCUGUCAUGUUCUAUACAGCUUUGGCGGUACUGUUGUCUGUCUGGAGAACAGCAUCAAGCGCAGACCCCUGCAACCCGAGCCCCUGCCUGUACGGGUCAUGUUACUAUGAUCCUAUCAGCAGCCGAUACAAGUGUAUCUGUCACCAGGGCUGGAUUGGUGUUGACUGUGAUCAAACCGAUACGAGUGCUCCCGAUCCCUGUUCCUCAAACCCGUGCUUCCAUGGAACGUGCACCAGCCAUGGAACGAAUUUCACGUGCACCCAGUGUCAAAGCGGUUUUACAGGGCCGAAUUGUAACCAAGGGUCAGACCCAUGCCAGCCAAAUCCAUGCAUGCACGGAUCAUGCUAUGUUAAUGGCGAAAACUUCUUCUGUAAGUGUGCACAAGGAUACACGGGAGCAACUUGUGGCACAAGUACGGAUCCCUGUAAUCCUAACCCCUGUGUUAACGGCAUUUGUUAUCACAGUAACAAUGACUUCACGUGUGUGUGCUCAAAGGGCUUCAUUGGAAAGACCUGCAAUCAAACUAUUGGUCCAUGUGGUUCCAGUCCAUGUCGACACGGAUCUUGCCUAAGUAACGGCAAUGACUAUGUCUGCCAGUGUCAAUCAGGACGGACUGGAAAAGAUUGUGACGUGUAUAUGUCUGCAGAUCCCUGCUAUGCGAACCCAUGUGUUCAUGGAACGUGUUUCAGUAGCUCGUCUGACUACUUUUGUAAAUGUCCAGCGGGAUUUACCGGGCAGAACUGUGAUCAACCUGACGAUCCAUGCACACCGGAUCCAUGUAGCGGCCAUGGUAACUGUGCGCGGUCAUCGGGAGACAGGGGAUACGCAUGCACGUGUUUCUAUGGAUACACUGGAGUUACCUGUGCUGCAGGCUUCGGUGGCCCCGGAAUUCUCUCUCCAGGCGAUUGUGUUGUAGGUGCAUGGGGACAGUGGUCGAAGGUCGCUGGAUUUGGAUCACAGGAUAGACAGAGGGUCGUUGUCCAACAGCCAUCACCAGGGGGCAAACCAUGCCCGUCAUUGUCGGAAAAUAGACACACCAACCAGUCCUGUGGCCUCAAUUGUCAAGCAACGAACCUGGUGUCCAACUUUAUGGCGCCUACUGGAAUAGGCUCGACAGGUUAUGGACAACUACGGGACUUGCUUAUUAUUCUAGACUCAUCUGGAAGUAUCGAACAAAAUAACUUUGAAAAUGCUAAAACACAGCUCAGCCGCCUCGUCGGAAUGUUUUGUCCUACUCCUGAUCCAUUUGCUGGAGAUCACCAGAAGGCAGCUAUGCUUUCAUUCAGCACUCGAGUCCAUGAAAUAUUUGAUUUUGAUGAUCUACAUACUACAAAUGAAGUACAGGCAAAGAUCCUCACUGUUGUAUACCGCAGUGGUGAAACUCAUACAGAACUUGCAUUUGAAUAUGCCAGAACUCAUAUGUUCAAUCGUACUAAAGGAAUGCGCUUCCGUGCAGACGUCAAGCAAGAGGUACUAUUCAUCACUGACGGCGUGUCAAAUGUCCCAAAUGAAACGUUAAAAGAGGCACUAGAGUUGCAGAAAUACGCCACGGUCUACGGACUUGCCAUUGGUGUCAGGAGCCAGGAUGGACAGAAGGAGAUGACCGACAGCACAUCAUCGCCCCCGAGUCGCCACCUAUUUAGUAUCCCUGGCUUUGACGACCUUGAAACAUUCGUCAAUGAAAUUCAAAGGCAGCUUCAACAUACCCAGUGUGCUCAAUUUCAGUAUUGACUGUUUUUGGUGUGUUUUAAUAAUAGUGCAACUAAUAAAUGAAACAAUUGUC
Molecule: messenger RNA, 1840 nt
Organism: Mya arenaria
Lineage: Eukaryota; Metazoa; Mollusca; Bivalvia; Myida; Myidae
Product: neurogenic locus notch homolog protein 1-like
Exons: 12
Coding region: 64-1788 (574 amino acids)
Biological process (GO): establishment or maintenance of epithelial cell apical/basal polarity; heterophilic cell-cell adhesion
Cellular component (GO): plasma membrane; protein-containing complex
Molecular function (GO): calcium ion binding
Source: RefSeq, a predicted model, not a curated record